This is a messenger RNA of Spathaspora passalidarum NRRL Y-27907, 1134 nucleotides long. RefSeq lists its product as uncharacterized. The record is from RefSeq and is a predicted model, not a curated record. The transcript has a single exon. The coding region runs from base 1 to 1134 and encodes 377 amino acids. NCBI's taxonomy places the organism in Eukaryota, Fungi, Ascomycota, Pichiomycetes, Serinales, Debaryomycetaceae.
AUGAUCAAAGAUGAAGAUAUAAAACAGGCGAAAACUCAGAAUAAUAUACUUAGAGAGAAGCUCAAGGCUGCUCUUGAACAGGAAAAGAAGAAAAAACAAGAACAACAGCAACAACAAAGCCAACGCUUUGAUAGCGACGACACCUUAGAUCAACUAAUCAAUCUUGAUUUGACCAACCACACCUCUAAAGAAGAACGCUGGUUGGAACUAAAACAACGAAUGAAUAGAAUAAACAGUCAGGACUAUACCUUACCCCAAACUACUCCUCCUAGAACCACCCCUACCUCAUCUACCAUUUCAAGCUCUAACAGCAUCAAGACUACCGAUCACAACUUACUUGAUCAGAUAAACCAUCUUAAUCAAACUAUAUCCAGUUUAAACCAACAGUUAAAGCAACAGCAAACUGAAAGAAAUGACUUGAUUGAAGAGUUUCAGUUGAAAGAAACGAAAAUGAUAUCUAUCCAUAAUAAAGAAAACAAAGAGUUGAAGCACAAGUAUAAUCGGGAAUUAGAAAGUGUAAAGGAGCAAUUAGUCGCUUCCAAUGAGAAAGUAAAGAUUUUAACUGCUGAUAAUCAGCAAUACAAAUACAACGCACAUAAAUUAGAAAGUAAGCUCACAGAAGCGAAAACCAAGUUUGAUAAGUUGAACUCAAAGUAUGAAAAGUUAAAGAAAAUCUAUGAACAGCAACAGGUUGAUGUUCAUGAACGUACUCGAGAACAACCAAGCAUGGCCUAUGUAGAUCCACUAAGAAAUUUACAAUCUGAACACCCAAGAGUCCAUGCAGACCAGUCGAAAUUUUAUUCAGAUCAUCAUCCAAGAAUCUAUUCAGAACAGGCAAGAUUACAUUCAGACCAACCAAGAGUCUACUCAGACCAACCAAAAGAUGUCAAUUCGGAUACAACAAAUGGGUUAUUCAGUUUAAAACCAACUGGUCAAGUAAUAGAUAAUGAUUCGGAUUCGGAUGAUGAACUAUUGGAACGGAAACUAUCACCAAUUCUGCCAAUAACUCAACCUCUCGAUAGUGGUACAACAAGUACUCAAGUAUUAUUAAAUCAAUCAUCCAAUAAUAUUGGAAAUAGGGGUAACUAUCAUCCGGAAGAUGAUACUAAUUAUUUAUUAAAUUUAAAGUAUUAG